UGGAAAACAAUCCCUGCGCACUCUUCUCUCCGAUAUGAUAUCGAUCAUGAUCAAAUCCCUUUUCUUAUUUUUCAUUUUGAAGAUACCAUAAUGGCGGAGGGAGAAGUUGGAAUUCUGCGAAGAGUUCGGGCAGGGGCGAGGGCUGAGGAUUUCUUCUCAUGGGAGGAGCAAGCCUUUGAUGAGAUGGAUAGCACACUAGCUGUUCAACAGUUCAUUCAGCAAAGCAUUAGGAAAGAUAUCAGCAACAUCGAUGGCAUCUUACAGCCUCCAGAGGGCCAGGAUGAGGGUGUCUGGAAGUACGAACAUCUCAGGCAGUUCUGUCUGGAGCUCAACGGACUAGCUGUCAAGUUACAGCUGGAAUGUAACCCAGACACCUGCUCACAGAUGACUGCAACAGAACAGUGGAUCUUUCUCUGUGCUGCACAUAAGACACCAAAAGAGUGUCCAGCAAUAGACUACACAAGACACACCUUAGAUGGCGCAGCUUGCCUCCUCAAUAGCAACAAGUACUUCCCGAGCCGUGUGAGCAUCAAGGAAUCCUCAGUAGCCAAGCUUGGAUCUGUUUGCCGGCGUAUCUAUAGGAUAUUCUCACAUGCUUACUUCCAUCAUCGUACUCUGUUCGAUGAUUAUGAGAACGAGACGUUUCUUUGCCGACGUUUCUCGACGUUUGUGACGAAAUACAAUCUGAUGCCGAAGGAUAAUCUCAUCGUACCGAUAUUAGAAGAAUCUCAAGGGAGCAUGGAAAGUGAAGCAUAGUUAAUACAAAUAUACCAGGCAUGAGUAAGUAUAGCGGGAAUUAUUUGUCCAAGGUUGGACUGGCAUUUCUAUUUUUCCCUGAGCCCCGAGGGAAAAAUGGUAAUUUUUCCAGUACAAUCGAGGAUGAAUAAUUCCCUCUAUACUUUCGAAAUGAAGGCCUGGUAUACUUGUUUUAUAUCCUACAUUAUUUUAAUAAGUUAGAACAGAUCCUGAUAAUCUAGUUCUUGUUCACGUAGUUCAUCUUUUUUAAUCUGAACCAAAAUAUAGAUGACGCGCUCUGUGCAUUGACUGACCUACUUUUCCUGAAGCUAGGUGCUCAGCGGAACGCGGAUUUGUGCCUGCGCCCGAGAGAUUGUGCGAUCUGUGUCAAUGAUGGAAUAGAGCACUAUUCCAUCAUUGACGUCACGGAAUAAUAAUUUUUCUUCAGUGGUCGUUUCAUUUUCAACAUCAUCGCAAAAUAGUGAGAAUAUGUUUGGUCACAUGAUGCUAUUUAAACCAAUCAGUAUACAUGAUUUAAUUUAUGUAGGAUAUAAUACACAGUAUCCCCAUUCAUGUCCAUAGGCCAUAGGGAGUCGGACCGAUGCAUUAUGGGAUUGCCCAGUUGUGAAUCAAUCACAUUGAAGAAUGAAAUAAGAAUCCCCUUUCUCCCCUUCCCCUCAACAUAAUGCAUGAUCAUGAUGAAACUGAAUGGUCCCACUUCACAAAGGUGGUUUGAAAUGGUUCGUGAAGAUUUCAUCCAUAAUUAUGCCAAAGUCACAAAAGGUGGUUUUGAAACCGUGGUUUAAAAUCAUGGUUUGAAAUCAUAGUUUAUGCGUAACACAGAAAGCGAAGCAUAGUACAAUGACAACCUUGUCAUUUCUUUUAAGCCAAAUUCAUAAAGGUGUUUUUUAAUCCAUGAUUUGAGACCAUGGUUUAUGCAGAUUUCAUCUUUUAUCCAUCUCUCCUUCCGUUUCAGAGUACAGUCCACCUAUUGUAUUAUUCUACUUUUGGGGUUUGCCAUGGACAGGCAGGUGUAAUACACAGGGUGAACACUACUCUUUAAAGGUCAAGUCUACCCCAGAAAAAUGUUGUUUUGAAUCAAUAGAGAAAAAUCAAACAAGAAUAAUGCUGAAAAUUUCAUCAAAAUCGGAUGUAAAAUAAGAAGGUUAUGACAUUUUUAAGUUUCGCUUAUUCUUCACAAAACAGUUAUAUGCAAAAAUCAGUGACAUGCAAAUGAGAGAGUCGAUGAUGUCCAUCACUCAGUACUUCUUUUGUUUGUUAUUGUUUGAAUUACACAAUAUUUCAAUUUUUACAGAUUUGACAUUAAGGACCAACUUUAAUGAAUCAUCAAAUGUUAAAACAGUGGUAAUACCACAUGUUCAGGGAGGAACAAAACUUUGUUUAAUAGGACAAUAAGGAGAAAAUCAUUAUAUUUCAUAUAAUAUAAUACAAAAGAAAUAGUGAGCGGAUGACAUCAUCAGUCAGCUCAUUUGCAUACUGAUCAGGACGUGCAUAUAACUGUUUUGUGAAAUUAAGCAAAACUUCAAAAUGUCACAACUUUCUUAUUUUACAUCCGAUUUUGAUGAAAUUUUCAAUGUGAUGCUUGUUGGAUUUUUCUUGUAUUAUUCAAAUCAACUUUUUUUUGGGGUGGACUUGUUCUUUAACAAAUAGUGCCUCUGCCACAGAAUGCUAAGUUGACUCUUGUUACUAAGGUUACUGUAGUAAUGAGCUUACAGUUAAUGUUAAUUAAUCAACAUUGACAGUGGACUCAUUUAUUAAUAACAGUGGGCUCAUUAAUGCUGUAAGUGUAACCUUUCAAUUCAGCACUCUGAAAAAAAAACCAACAUUGAUUAUUGGAUGCUUUAUCAUAACCACCUUUGUGAAUAAUUAGUUUCAUAAUCGUGCAUUAUUUUUAGGAGGGGGGAGGGAAAGGGGAUUCUUAUCUCCUUUUUUUCUAUCUGCAAGAAUUUUAUGAACAUUGUGUUACACUUAACCCAGGUGAGGCAAAUUGGCACGUUGCUGGUUUAAUUUCAACAAUGCAAAGAGCUGGAAGCAACAGCUUCAGGUAGAGUUGUCGUAAUAUUUAUAGUGCACCUAAAAUAGAUUAUAUGUAGAUAGAUGGUGCUACAUAAACACCCAUUAUAAUUAUUUAUAUCACAAUGAUAGGGGAUGUAAUCUACCAAGACAGGAAUCUGUUUGAAUUUUUUUAUAUCACACUGGUUUCAUAACUUAUUUAUAUCACAUGCUUGUAUAUAUGUAUACUGUAAAUUGUGUAUAGGUAUCCAUUAGUUUUAUGUUGUACAUGUAGUAGUAGUAGUAGCAGUGGGAGAUGGAGGGGAUCCCAGGGGUAGUUCUCCUGAAGCAGUAAGGACGACUUGUUAUCUGUUCUUAUGGGUCAAGUCAUAUUAUAUUAUCAAUCAUUUUUUAUUCCCAUCAGCUUAAAGGUGAAAUCCAAUCUUUUUAUAUUAGAAUUUACGAAUCAAGCAUUUCCAUGCAAUGUUUCUUCUAAAAAUUUGAUUAGGGUUGUGGGUAAUUCAGCCCUACUAUAACAGACAGGUCAAAUUUUGGGUGUGUGUGUCUCAUGUAGCACAAGAAUAGGUCAUCGGACAGACAUGUUUUAUGCGUAACGUUAAAAAAAACAAAUAAAAAUAAAACUCCACCCUGGUGGGUGUCUCAUAAAUCUGUUAAGUUAAAAGCGACUUUAAGAACGACUGGUGAACCUUUCUUAUGCACUAAAUAAUUACCAUUGAACCACAAGAAAGGAUCACCAGUCGUUCUCAAAGCACUCUUAAAGGGGAAUCCAGCCUUGGCCAUAAAAUGUUGUGUUGGGAAGGAGAAAAAUAAAUUAAACAGAAUGGUGAAAGUUUGAAAGAAAUCGCACAAGCAAUUAGAAAGUUAUAGCUACUUUAAAAUUGAGAUCACUAAUAGUAUGUAGAUUUCAAAUGGGCAACUGUGUAAGUAAAUUAUGACAAGGGGCAAGGACAACUUUCCCAUAGGCCAUGUACUUUAUUAUCAGGGAUUUGUGGUUUUCUCCCAAGUACCCAUUCCCCUGGGGCAGUAAUCUAAAUAUAACCCAGGUAGUAUAUUGUUUAAUGCCCUCAUGAAAGAAAAAUAUAAUUUGAAAUAAAACUUUUGGGAAAAAUGACAUUUUAGCCAUAAUAUGUAUUGGAGUACAUGGAAGAGUAGUCCUUGCCUUACAUCACUAUGACAUCCCAUAUGCGGCCAAUUUGAAGUCUCCAUGAGUAUAGUGAUUACCAAUAUUUACAUAUUUUAAAAAUUCAUAACUUUCUUGUUGUUUGUCCAAUAUUGUUCAAACUUUCACCUAUCAACUUGUCUGAGUUUUCUUUUUGUUAUAAAAGCAAGUUUUUAUUUGGGUAGGAUUCCCCUUUAACUUAUGAACAGCUUUCUGAAAAGCAUUGUACACACAUACUGGAGCUGAUGGGCUGUUUCAUACAGCUGUUCGUAAACUUAUGCACAGUUCCACGCACGACUGGAACAUUUUCUUAGGUGCUAAGUCAAUCAUAGGGAUAUACCAUUUAGCACAAGAAAGGAUCACCAGUCGUAACUGGAACAUGUUCUUAGGUGCUAAGUCAUCUACAUAUAGGGAUAUAUCAUUUAGCAUAAGGAAGGGUCACCAGCCGUGUGUAAAGUCACUUGUACCUUACAAUCGGCUGUAUGAAACACCCACCCGAAUAAAGAAGAUCAAUUCCACGAAAGAUGAUAAAUACCGGUCAGUAGUUUGAUGUCGAUAGAAGUAAAAUAUUGUUAUAUGACAGCUCCUAGCCAAUGAUUGAUUGCAAAAGCUGUUGAAUCCUUACAUGAUAUAUCAUCAUAAUAUAUUUGAAUGAAUUAUGUAUUGUACAUGUUGUAGUGAUCUGCAGCAUUUGUGAAAUAUAUGUACCAUAGAAUGUAUUUAUGAUUAAAUUUGAUAUCUGUAUGAA
This is a messenger RNA of Lytechinus pictus (painted urchin), 4676 nucleotides long. Its product is annotated as MOB-like protein phocein. The record is from RefSeq and is a predicted model, not a curated record. NCBI's taxonomy places the organism in Eukaryota, Metazoa, Echinodermata, Echinoidea, Temnopleuroida, Toxopneustidae. Bases 91 to 756 code for a protein of 221 amino acids. The transcript is spliced from 7 exons. Gene Ontology annotation, cellular component: cytoplasm.